GCAUUUAGGAAAGUUCAAGGUGAGGAGUGCCGAACGUCGAUGAGCUUCUUCAUGAGCGCAAGCGCGUCUCGUUGCCGGUGAGCGGGCGGACAAUCGAUACAUUCGAAAUUUCGCUCAGUUUUCAUGGUUCGUUCGUUGUAUUCUGCCCACUCUGUUGUCUUCUGUUACUUCGAAGCCUUGUUUUACUAUCUCGGCGUGACGUUCAUCACGAGUUUCAUCAAUCUUCAGGGAUUCAAACGACCGCCAUCUUUGCGCCAACGAUCGCCAUUGAAAGCAGAUUUACGCGGGAAAGAUGAAAACGAUCUGGGUGAUCGGUGGACCGGGAUGCGGUAAGGGAACGCAGUGCGAUCGUAUGAUCGAGCAAUAUGGAUUUCUCCAUUUAAGCAGCGGCGAUUUGCUGCGAGCGGAAGUCGCCAGCGGCAGUGAAAGGGGUGCGUCGCUUCAAGAUCUGAUGUCCAAAGGACUAUUCGUACCAACGGACAUCGUGUUGGAGCUUAUAAAGGAAAACAUGGACAAAGCUCGCGAAGCAGGCACUACAAAAACCGGAUUUCUCAUCGACGGAUAUCCUCGUGAGAAGGAGCAAGGCAUUCUCUUUGAGCAAAAUGUCUGUCCCGUCGACUUGAUUCUUUUCUUCGACGUAUCAAACGAGACUCUGAAGAAGAGGCUUCUCGGACGUGCCGCUGUGUCCCAAAGGGCGGACGAUAACGAAGAGACAAUAAAUAAGCGAAUUGAGAUAUUCAAUUCGAAGAAUAACGAGAUCGUGGAACAUUACAAAGAUAAAGUUGUCAGGAUUAAUGCAGAGGGAGCAGUGGAGGAGAUAUUCGCCGAGGUGACAAAAGCACUGGAUGCUUUGUUAGCGUAGAUAAAUCACGUAGAUGAAUUCUGAAGAGUUGCACGAAACCAGCUGCUAAAAUCUUCAUCUAAAUUCAAGGUUAGUUAGGUUCUGAAUAAUGCUGGAUUCUUCUCGUGCAAGUACAAUAUAGGCAAAUUAGGUAUUACCGAUUGUUAAUUGUUGAAUAAAACUGCAAUAAUAUGAUCAUCUUCGACCUAAUUUACGAUACUUGUAUUAUCCGUUUUAACUCGGUCUCUUUUUCUUAGAUCGUGCAAUUUUUGGGCAAUAAAUAAGAAAGUUUUAGAAUC
Ooceraea biroi (clonal raider ant) is the source of this 1140-nucleotide messenger RNA. RefSeq names its product Adenylate kinase 1 (gene Ak1). Gene Ontology annotation, biological process: nucleobase-containing compound metabolic process. NCBI's taxonomy places the organism in Eukaryota, Metazoa, Arthropoda, Insecta, Hymenoptera, Formicidae. Gene Ontology annotation, molecular function: nucleobase-containing compound kinase activity; ATP binding. The record is from RefSeq and is a predicted model, not a curated record.